AGCACGAUUGACCUGGACACAACCAACAUCUCACAGGUUGAGGUUAAUAGUAUACCACCUUGGUCAACUCCAACGAUAGAUGUUGAUAUAAGCUUAAAGCAAUUUCUUAAGGAAUCCACCCCAGACUACGUUUACAGACAGCACUUCGCAGAAAUUCAGCAUCGUGACAGGAAUCUAAUUCCAAUAUAUACUGAUGGAUCUAAAUCUGAUAACUAUGUAGGGUUAGCCUUUGUUUGCCAAAAUGAAAUUGUGGCAGAACAAAUAGCACCAAAUUCUUCCAUCUUUUCUGCGGAGUUGCAGGCUAUUUAUUCAGCCCUAAAGUAUAUAAAUAGGAAAGGUCAUCGUUGCUGCGUGAUUUACACUGACUCAGUUAGUGCACUUCAGGCUUUGAUCUCGUAUGAACCUAGUUCUCACUCCAUAGUUAUUAAAAUUCAGAAACUAAUUUGUCAUCUCCUUGCAAGGGAUUUCUCUAUAAAAUUUUGUUGGGUCCCAGGCCACGUAGGAAUAAGAGGAAAUGAAGAAGCUGAUGCAGCUGCUAAGUCAGCAAGUCCUUCUCAGCAUACAAUGCGUAUUGAAGGAGGCGAUUUGAAGCUAGUCGUUAAAAAACAACUAGCAGAGAGAUGGCAAAUUAUGUGGAAUGCACAAAUCCACAAUAAAUUACACGAGAUCAAACCGAUGAUAGAAAAUUGGACACGUAAUAAACAAUAUGACAGGAGAUCUGAAGUUAUUCUUAGUCGCUUGAGAAUUGGGCAUACUCGACUGACUCAUCAAUACCUUCUGAAGGGUGAAGAACAGCCAGUAUGUGAGUAUUGCAACUGCAUUCUAAGUGUGAAACACAUACUUUGCAACUGCACUGCUUUUGAUGUAAGUCGUAGACAACAUUUCGGAAAUGCAAGUCUGAGAGAGAUUUUGGGCCAGAGGCCAAAUGUUGACAAACUAUUGAACUUUCUGAAAGUUAAUAAUAUUUAUAAACAUAUUUAAUUAUUUACCUAGGUUAUAUUUAUAGAUAUUUUGUUUACUAUUUAUUUAUUUAUUAAUUUAUAUAUAUAUGUUGUUAUAAUUUACAUGUGUGUUGUUAUAUAAUUUUGUUAUUGGUUUUGUUAUUUAUUAUAUUAUUUAUUUAUUUAUAUUUAAUAUUUCACAUUAUAUAUUUAUUUAUUUAUCUGUAUAUAUAAUUACACCAUUUGUCAUGGCGCAGCUUGGCCUAUAUUGCCCUUGCGCCAAUAAACUGUAAACAACCAACCAACCAACCUUCUUCAUAGAUUGAGGUCAUUGACCUUUCCAUGGUAACGGAAAUAGAACACAUAAAUGUUGAUUUAGCAAAUUUAGUAGAAUUGCGAUAUUUCAAAAGUUAUCAAAGUUAUCGACACGAAAUUCGGUACAUAGGUAAAGUUUUAUCUAUUGAAAGAAACACCCAAAUAUGGUUGAAAAAUAUUCAACCGCAAAGCCAUACCAAAACGCCAAAGUUCAACUGGAAGUAGGCCGUAACUCCCAAAAUAUUAAUCGGAGAAAUAUGAAAUUUAAGUGGUGUACUCACAGUUUGAGUGCGAACACAUAUCCGUCAAGCUAUCCGGUUGAUCGGUCCCCGUUUUCCGGAUGCAUGAUCACUUUAAUUCAAAAAUAUUCAAAUUGUUGUAAUUCCUCACCAAAUCAUCCGAUCUCAACAAAAGUGACACCGUUGCGAUCCUGGUACCUUCCAAUUUCCAAAAAUAUAUAACUUUAUAUACUUCCGAUAGUUUAUUCACGCAAAAACACAAUUUUAAAACAGAAAUUUCCAAACUUUUUAUUUUAAAACCAAAAUUAAAUCAAAAUUUUAAAACCGAAAUUUCCAACUGCUGAUGCUUUGCUGGUUAGCGCACGCUCCCAGUAGAUAGGGACAGAUUCAGAUUUAUUAUUAUUUAGGUACCAAUAUUAGUACAUGCCCUGGUCUCGCAAGAGCAUCACCAGGGCAAGGAAUACAGGAGUAGAAAUACAAUGAAACAAGUAAAUACAAGAGAUAAUAAAAGAAAACAUAAAAUCAAAGUGAGAGUGAACUAAAAACAUCGCAACUCGCGAGUUGUUAUCCAUCGGACAUGUCAAUAAUUACGCGUGAAGAAACAUUUUAGAAAUCAGAGAACACGAGCAGUCUACAUUAGUUAAGGUGUCACAAGUUCUAGAUAUAAUGAUAGCUCUAUGUUUUAGAAAGACUGGGCAGUUCUUGUCCAUGGCAUUAUGUUCAUGUGAGUCCCUGUGUUCUUCAAUGCAGUUUGCACAUUGUGGUGUCUA
Centruroides sculpturatus (bark scorpion) is the source of this 2265-nucleotide messenger RNA. RefSeq lists its product as uncharacterized. Gene Ontology annotation, molecular function: nucleic acid binding; RNA-DNA hybrid ribonuclease activity. The record is from RefSeq and is a predicted model, not a curated record. NCBI's taxonomy places the organism in Eukaryota, Metazoa, Arthropoda, Arachnida, Scorpiones, Buthidae. Gene Ontology annotation, biological process: DNA replication, removal of RNA primer. The annotation marks the transcript as partial. The transcript has a single exon.